AUGGAUAUCAUCCUCGACUUAGCGGACCGCUACGCCCUCGACUCGCUCUACUCCCAUGCCCCCGCCUCCAUCACGCCCUACGUCUCCGCUCGGGACAACCCAGUCCGGCAAUGCCUCUCCCUCUGGCUCGUCGCCCUCGUCGGCGUCAACCUCCUCUACUUCUCCUUCUCCACCCUCUCCUACUACUUUCUCUUCGACCACCGGCUAAUGCAACACCCUAAAUUCCUCAAAAACCAAAUCCGCAAAGAGAUCACGCUCUCCGUCACCUCGUUCCCCAUCACCGCCGCGGUCACCGUGCCGUGGUUCUAUUACGAAGUUAAUGGGUACAGCAAGCUGUACUAUAAGGUUGAGGACUAUGGGUGGCCGUACCUGGUGGCGAGCAUCGUGAUGUUCUUGGCGUUCACGGACUGCUGCAUUUAUUGGAUUCAUCGGUUCGAGCAUCACCCGAAGUUGUAUUCGUGGUUGCAUAAGCAGCAUCAUGCGUGGAAGGUUUCGACGCCUUUUGCAAGCUUUGCUUUUCAUCCGCUGGACGGGUACUUCCAAUCCAUCCCGUACCACCUGUUUGUCUACAUGGUCCCAAUGCACGUGUACGCUUACCUUCUCGCCUUCGUUCUGGUUCAGUUCUGGACGAUCAGUAUCCAUGAUGGGGCGUACUUCACACAAAGCACCGUCUUGAACAGCACCGCACAUCACACCGUCCAUCACCUCGAGUUCAACUACAAUUUCGGUCAAUAUACAACAUUAUGGUGA
Molecule: messenger RNA, 750 nt
Organism: Fimicolochytrium jonesii
Lineage: Eukaryota; Fungi; Chytridiomycota; Chytridiomycetes; Spizellomycetales; Powellomycetaceae
Exons: 3
Coding region: 1-750 (249 amino acids)
Biological process (GO): lipid biosynthetic process
Molecular function (GO): oxidoreductase activity; iron ion binding
Source: RefSeq, a predicted model, not a curated record